UAUGUAAAUCUUCAGUAAUUCUGCAUCAAAGCUACCUAAACUUCCAUUUCUGUCUUUCUCUAGCUCAAUUGUUUGCUUUGACGCGCUGAGCUCGGACAUGGCGUCGCGGUUCUUCUCUUCCCGAUCUAAAGCCCUAACCCUAACCAUCAACCGAGCUCUCAAUCCUUCUUUUUCCUCCCCCUCUCAGUGUCUGAACGGCCUCAACUCUAUAGACUCUUCCCUUCCUCCACCUACCGAUCGCCGAUCAGCCGGAUCUCCCUUCUUCAGUUCAUUCAGCUCCAGCAAGAUAUUUCCAUGGAGACCUCACCAAGUUCCAUAUGGCGGAUACACAAACUCUAUCGCUCUCCGCUCCUUUGCUGAGGCGCAGAGCAGAGGCAUGAAACAUCUCUCCCAAUCAACAACCACUGAGAGUAGUUUUAAGAAUUCUCCUGAAGCCAAGCAAGUGGAUGGGAAGAAUGUCAUCUCUUUCAGCCCUCUGGAAGGAGCCGCCAUUAGCCGGCGAGCCAGUGCUCUGGCCAAUGAAAGCUUGAAGAUAAAGAGAAGCGAACUCUCCCAGAGAAUCACAUUUGCACUCAUACCUGCCCUGCUACUUAUAUCGAAGAACAGCGUAACCACGUCGCUUCUCAUCUUCUCCGUCUACUGGCAGAUCUAUGGCUUCUUCAAGGAAAUAUUUCUGGAUUAUGUUCAUCAUGAGGUGACCCAAAAAUGGGUUCUUAUUUAUUUUCAGCUGCUGCUUCUGGUCCUCGCCAAGGACACCAUUCUCUGCUUUAAUUUGGUCUGAAUUAUGUUCUGCAAGUUUAUUGUGUGCUGGGUCUUAUACUACGCAAUAAUUUAUUGGAUGGCUUUUGUUUGGUGUAAGGAGGAUUUAUGGAGGCCUCCAUUCCUUAUUUUGUUUGGGAGGGGAUAUUGUCUUGAAGGCAUCCAAUGUUUGGUAAAUAAAUAAUAAUAAAUGGAUAUUGGUGUUUGUUACUAUAUAUAU
Messenger RNA from Phalaenopsis equestris, 979 nucleotides. Its product is annotated as succinate dehydrogenase subunit 4, mitochondrial-like. Lineage: Eukaryota; Viridiplantae; Streptophyta; Magnoliopsida; Asparagales; Orchidaceae. Gene Ontology annotation, cellular component: mitochondrial inner membrane. The transcript is spliced from 3 exons. The record is from RefSeq and is a predicted model, not a curated record. Gene Ontology annotation, biological process: mitochondrial electron transport, succinate to ubiquinone; tricarboxylic acid cycle. The coding region runs from base 98 to 781 and encodes 227 amino acids.